AUGGCGAUCAUCGGAGACGCGUUGCGUCAAGCGUUCAUGCCGAAGCAAGAAUACGAUACCCUCAGGGAAGAAGACAGAGCCUGGAUUAAGCUUCAACGCCCCGUACUCACCUCGAUCGUGGCUUUCCUUUCCUUCCUCAUCUUCACUUGCACAAUCAUCAGCUUGAAGAUCGUCUUUCCUUCUAACGUUCUGAAGAGACCGUUCUGCAGCGACGUAAAGGUUCAGCCUUUACCUAUUUACGGCAAGGCGCGUGACUCUGAUCUGUUCCCCGGUGCUUUUUACUUGACGGAUCAGGAGACUGUUGAUUUUUACUGGAUGGUUGUGUUUGUUCCGUCGGUGGUGGUGUUCCUUGUCUCGUCUCUUUAUCUUGUUGCUGGAAUAUUUGUGGCUUAUUACGUUCCUCACCGUCAUUGGUUUCUAAAAGUCGUUGAAAAUAACUACUGUGCUUCAAGAAGAGGUGGGGUUCGUUGCCUGUCAAUUCUGAAUGUUGUGUUCGCUAUCAUCUUUGGUCUCCUCGCUAUAUUUCUCGGUUCAACCCUCCUGACACUAGGAAGCAGCUGCUCUAUGCCAUUGUUUUGGUGCUACGAGAUAUCUUCAUGGGGUUUGGUAAUCUUGUAUGCUGGAACUGCUUCCUCACUUAGGAGAAGAGCCGCUUUAACUAUAGACGAAGGAGAGUUUGGGAACAGAAAUCAUCAUCAGGGCUUGGAGAUGCUUGAAGCCCAUCCUUUGGAAUUCACGCCAGACGUUGAAAGACGAGUGAACGAGGGGUUUAGAGCAUGGAUGGGUCCAUCUUUGUUAUCAUCUGAUGAAGAAGAAGAUGAACCCGAGGUUUACAACGAAGUUCCCAAUGUAACAGCUCAUACUCUCUCUAACAGGCAAAGAUCUUGA
Molecule: messenger RNA, 888 nt
Organism: Eruca vesicaria subsp. sativa (arugula)
Lineage: Eukaryota; Viridiplantae; Streptophyta; Magnoliopsida; Brassicales; Brassicaceae
Source: the annotation of a GenBank genome assembly